AUGGGGGAUUUUAAUGAUGUGCGGGAUGAAAGUGAGCGUAUGAACUCCGAGUUUGUUGAAGCUAAUGCGAGGGCCUUCAAUGAUUUUAUUCUAUCGGCUGGACUUGUGGAAUAUAAUAUGGGUGGUGGUAAUUUCACCUAUAUUUCGGAUAAUGGUAAAAAACUGAGUAAAUUGGAUUGGUUUCUUGUGUGUUUGGGGUUAAGGGAGAGAUGGCCAAAUGCGAGUGUGGUUGCUUUGGCUAGGGAAGUUUCGGAUCAUCGGCCUAUUGUUCUCUCCACCGUCCAGUCAGAUUUUGGUCAUAUCCCAUUCAGAUUUUUUAAUUCAUGGUUUGAAUAUUCUGGCUUUCUCGAAUUUGUUCUUAAAAAAUGUGAUGCGUUUCACUUCUCGGGGCCGGAGGAUCUUGCACUAGCAAUUAAAUUCAGGUGGCUAAAAAAUAAAAUCAAAGCACGACUGAAAUUGGAAAAGGAAAGAAGAGAAGGGAUCUAUGGUGGGAAAAAGAGGAGAUUGGAAUUCAUUGAAAAUCUGGCGGAGGAAAGAAUUCUUGAGGAAGAUGAAUUGGCCGAACGGGCGGAAUGUCGGAACUACGUGGCUGAAUUUGAAAGAAUUAAACAGUUGGAUUUGUGCCAGAAAUCCAGGUCCAAGUGGGCUAUUGAAGGUGAUGAAAACUCUGCAUUUUUUAAUCACAUUAUUAAUUCUAAUAUCAGUACGAAUAGAUUGAAUGGUUUAUUGAUUGAUGGUGAGUGGAAUACUAAUCCUCUAUCCAUUAAAGAAGCUUUGUAUGAAUUUUUUCAUCACUAG
This is a messenger RNA of Helianthus annuus (common sunflower), 798 nucleotides long. RefSeq lists its product as uncharacterized. The coding region runs from base 1 to 798 and encodes 265 amino acids. NCBI's taxonomy places the organism in Eukaryota, Viridiplantae, Streptophyta, Magnoliopsida, Asterales, Asteraceae. The transcript has a single exon. The record is from RefSeq and is a predicted model, not a curated record.